CUGAAAGAAUAACUAGUGCUCUUAACCACUGAGCCAUCUCUCUAGCCCCCAAGACAGAACUUCUUAAUCUGACUUCCUGUGGCUUCAUAUCUGGCCUUAGUAAUGAAAAAACUUAUGAAGUAAAGAAAUUCAUAAUUGCCAUGAAGUCAUAUACUGAAUUAUUAUAGAGAUUAAUAAAUGUGGGCUGGGGAGAUCACUCAGUGGGUAAAGUGCUUAUCCCGUAGGCAGGGGGACCUCUGUUUGAAUUCUGGGAACUGAUGUAAAGGCACAUGCAGCCGCAUAUGUCUAUAAUUGUAAUCCCAGCACUCUUCUGGCGACAUGGGAGGUGGAGACGGGAAGAGCGGCUCGCAGGAUAGCUGUCCGGGAAUGUGCAGUAGCAAAAAAGAAAAAUGAGAAUUUUAAAUGUGAAGUUUGUAGCAGAGAAAUAUGUAUAAUUUCACAAGCUAUCAAAUAUAUACUUGAGAGUUGGGCAUGGUGGUACACGCCUGUCAUCUCUGCCUGGCCAGCCUGGGCUAGGGCUAACAAGACUGUCUCAAAAAACAAAUGAACAAAUAAACAAACAUAACCACAGGAAAUGUACCUGAACCAAAAGCCGACACCUGCUGGGCUAGGGCAGUGGUUCUCAAGUGAACGAAUGCAACUCCUCAGGCAAUGUCUUAGGAAUUUGUGGUUGUCACCCAGGGUUGUAUGUGCUACUGAGGUCUUGUGUGUAGAGGUCAGGAAUGCUGCUAAGCACUGUACGGAGCACAAGGUAGCCCUCCCACCACACUAGCGUAGACUAAUCCAGCUCAGUGCCGAGGUUGAGAAACGCUGUUCUAGAAUCAAAAGACUGUGACACCUGGAAUGACAUUUAAAAUUAUUCUGUCAACUAAGCAUCCCAUAAUAAUAAGUAUCCCAUAAUACAGAAAUACUAAGCAAAUCCUUCCUCCUGUGAUAACAUGUUAUGUAACUAAUAAUGUCCAUAAAGAAUCAUGCUUUAAUUGAUAUAAUAUAAGCAGUCUUCACACUGAGCAAUAGUUCUCAAAAUUUGGAUAGUGCGUGAAUCCCAUUUACUAAAGAGUGGGUCCUGAAUGCCGAUCACUGCCCAAGCAAUUCCACAGCAUCCUCUCUAGCCUCACUCCAACUCACCCAGGCCAGUUCACAAAAGUUUUGAUUUGGAUGAUGCCAUCCCUUCUCAGUCCUGAGAGGCAGGACACAGGUAGGAAGAUGAGGGCCCGGCUCCAAGGGUGAAGGGCUGGCCAGAAUCCCUUCUGUGGGAUAUUUUGGAGGAACUCGGGCAGAAGUGCUUAGGUUCUGCAUUUCUGUGUUUGUGCCUUGUGAGUUCUCUGAGGUUUAAGAGAGAAUCUGGCUGGCCGUGGUGGCGCAGGCCUUUAAUCCCAGCACUUGGGAUACAGAGGCAGGCAGAUCUCUGUGAGUUCAAGGCCAGCCUGGUCUACAUAGCGAAUUCCAGGUCAGCUGGGGCUACAGGGAGAUGCUGUCUAUGUGGACUCUGUCUGCUUCUAACCUCUGUGUGUGUGUGUGUGUGUGUGUUGGGAGAGCGGUGUGCACAUGGGGGUACUUGAGAUACAGAAGUAGCAGAUGCAGUCUAUUGAUUGAAGCUGCUUGGGGAACAGUGAAGCACCACUUGAUGCAGGCGUUCUCUUCGUUCUCCAGAGGGAACCUCAAGAAGAUUGGCCAACAGAAAUUUUGCAAACAUGGUCCCUGUAAGUUUGUAUUUCUCUCUUAUCUUUGAUGACUUUCAGAUCAGGGCUCAGUAACAUUUAGGGAUGUGGCUGUUGACUUCUCUCAGGAGGAGUGGGAAUACCUGGAUGCUACCCAGAGAGUCUUGUACAGGGACAUGAUGUUGGAGACCUACAGCCACCUCGUCACAGUGGUGGGAAGUUCCCUUUCUAAGCCAGACCUCAUCACCUUGCUAGAGCAAGAGAAAGAGCCCUGGAUGGUUGUGGAGAGAGAAACCAGCAGGCAGAACCCAGAUUCGGAGUCAGAUUAUGAAGCCAAGACAAUAUCUCCAGAAAAUCAUAUUUGUAAGAUAAAUUUACCCAAGCACAGUAUAAAGCAAAGAAGUAAAACUCCUGACCUGAAGGCCUCCAGUUUUAGUGAUGGCCUAAAGUAUGCUGUAUUCGAGGGUCUACAAGGGUGUCAAGAAGGAUAUGUGGAUCAAAAGAUUAAUAGCAAGGGAAGAAUACCUACUUACAGCUGCGAUACUCCUGUUCACAAUAUAGACAAACCAUAUGAAUGCAAGGAGUGUGGCAAGUACUUUGGUUGUAGUUCAAAUCUUAUUCAGCAUCAAAGUAUUCAUACUGGAGAGAAACCUUAUGAAUGUAAAGAAUGUGGGAAGGCCUUUAGACUUCACAAACAACUUACAAGACAUCAGAAAUCUCACAGUGGUGAGAGACCCUUUGAAUGUAAAGAGUGUGGAAAGGCCUUUCAUCUUCCCACCCUUCUCAAUCGGCAUAAGAACAUUCAUACAGGUGAAAAACCAUUUGAAUGCAAGGAGUGUGGGAAAUCCUUUAAUCGUAUCUCAAAUCUUGCUCAACAUCAGAGUAUUCAUGCUGGUGUGAAACCAUAUGAAUGCAGUGAAUGUGGGAAAACCUUCAAUCGAGGUUCAAAUCUCAUUCAACAUCAGAAAAUUCAUUCUGGUGAGAAACUUUUUGUAUGUAAGGAAUGUGGGAAGGGCUUCAAAUAUUGUGAACUUAUUGAACAUUGCCAAAUACAUGCUGGUGAAAAACUUUUUGAAAAUGAAUGUGGAAAGGCUGCCAAUCUUCUGACUCAGUUUACUCAACAUCAUACCAUUCAUACUGGUGAGAAACCAUUUGAAUGUAAGCAAUGUGGGAAAACCUUCAGUCGUGGCUCAAACCUUGUUCAACACCAGAGUAUUCAUACUGGUGAGAAACCCUAUGAAUGUAAGCAAUGUGGAAAGUUCUUUAGACUUUACAAACAACUUUCUAGGCAUCAGAAAACUCAUACUGGUGAGAAACCUUUUGAAUGCAAGCAGUGUGGGACAGCCUUCAGGCAUCAGUAUGGACUUCUUGAACAUCAGCGAAUCCAUACUGGUGUGAAGCCCUAUGAAUGCAAGGAAUGUGGGAAAUUUUUUCGUCGUGGUUCAAAUCUUAUUCAACAUCAGAGUAUUCAUACUGGGAAGAGACCCUUUGACUGUAAGGAAUGUGGGAAGGCCUUUAGACUUAAUAUACAACUUCUUCGACAUCAGAAAUUCCAUAGUGGUGAGAGGCCUUUUGAAUGUAAGGAAUGUGGAAAGGCUUUUCAUCUUCCCACCCUGCUUAAUUGCCAUAAGAAUAUCCAUACAGGUGAAAAGCUGUUUGAAUGCAAGGAAUGUGGGAAGUCCUUUAACCGAGUCUCCAACCUUGUUCAACACAGUAGUAUUCAUGCUGGUAUGAAACCAUAUGAAUGUAAUGUAUGUGGGAAAGCCUUUAGUCGUGGCUCAAACCUCAUGCAGCAUCAGAAAAUUCACUCUGGUGAGAAACCAUUUGUAUGUAAGGAAUGUGGGAAAGCAUUUAGAUGUCAUUAUCGACUUAUUGAACAUCACAGAACUCAUACUGGUGAGAAACCCUUUCAGUGUAGGGAAUGUGGAAAGGCUUUCACUCUUCUAACACAGCUUACUCGGCAUCAGAACAUUCAUGCUGGAGAGAAACCAUUUGAAUGUAAGCAGUGUGGGAAGACUUUCAGUAGUGGCUCAAACCUUGUGCAACACCAGAGUAUUCAUACUGGAGAGAAACCCUAUGAAUGUAAUCUAUGUGGGAAGGCUUUUAGGCUUCACCUGCAGCUUUCUCAACAUCAGAAAACUCACACUGGUGAGAAACCUUUUAAGUGUAAGCUGUGUAGUAUAGCUUUCAGACAUCAGUGCCAACUUACUGAACAUCAGCGUGUUCAUACUGAUGUAAAACCCUAUCAGUGCAAGGAAUGUGGGAAGGGUUUUCGUCGUGGUACAGGUCUUAGAGUUCAUCAGAGAAUCCACACUGGUGAGAAACCCUUUGAAUGUAAGGAAUGUGGGGAAGCCUUUCGACACCAUUACCAAUUUCUUGGACAUUAUAGACUUCAUACCGGCAAGAAUCCUUAUGAAUGUAAAGAAUGUGGGAAAUCCUUUACUCGUGGUGGAGACCUUAAAGUACAUCAAAGAAUUCACACUGGUGAGAAACCAUACCAAUGUAAAGAAUGUGGGAAGGCUUUUAAUCGUAAAUCAAACUUGGGUCAACAUGCUAAAAUUCAUACUGGUGAAAAGCCUUUUGAAUGUAAGGAAUGUGGAAAGGCCUUUAGCAAUAAUUCUGAACUGACUAUACACCAGAGAAUUCAUACUGGUGAAAAGCCCUAUGAAUGUAAGAAAUGUGGGAAAAGUUUUAGAUUUAGUUCAGCCUUCACUGCACAUCAGAGAAUUCAUACUGGUAUGAAACCCUAUCAAUGUAAGGAAUGUGGAAAGACCUUUAGUUGGAGCUCAGGCCUUCUUCAACAUAAAAGAAUUCAUACUGGUGAGAAACCCUAUAAGUGUAAGGAAUGUGGGAAGGCAUUUAGACUUAGUUCAGUCCUUUCUGCACAUCAAAGAAUUCAUACUGGUGUGAAACCCUAUGAAUGUAAGGAAUGUGGGAAAACUUUUAGAAUUAAUUCAGCUCUUAAAGCCCAUCAGAGAAUCCAUACAGGUCUGAAACCCUAUGAAUGUAAAGAAUGUGGGAAAGCCUUUAUUGUAAAUGGUAAGCUUACAAGACAUCUGAAAAUUCACAAGCAUUAGAAGUCCUCUGAAUAUAAGGAGUGUGGAAAGACCUUUGCAUGAAAAAAUUUACUGAACGUAGGGGAACUCAUUGGCAAGACUGACUUAAAAGAAUAUGGGAAGGGGCUGGAGAGAUGGCUCGGUGGUUAAUAGGAGUGGCUGCUCUUGCAGAGGACCUGGGUUCAGUUCCCAGCACUCACAUGGUGGUUAACAACUGUUGGUAACUCU
This is a messenger RNA of Nannospalax galili (Upper Galilee mountains blind mole rat), 4945 nucleotides long. Its product is annotated as zinc finger protein 780A. Gene Ontology annotation, biological process: regulation of transcription by RNA polymerase II. The coding region runs from base 1838 to 4738 and encodes 966 amino acids. The record is from RefSeq and is a predicted model, not a curated record. Gene Ontology annotation, molecular function: RNA polymerase II cis-regulatory region sequence-specific DNA binding; DNA-binding transcription factor activity, RNA polymerase II-specific. NCBI's taxonomy places the organism in Eukaryota, Metazoa, Chordata, Mammalia, Rodentia, Spalacidae. The transcript has 4 exons.